Penicillium coprophilum is the source of this 822-nucleotide messenger RNA. RefSeq lists its product as uncharacterized. The coding region runs from base 1 to 822 and encodes 273 amino acids. Gene Ontology annotation, molecular function: acetate transmembrane transporter activity. The transcript has 7 exons. NCBI's taxonomy places the organism in Eukaryota, Fungi, Ascomycota, Eurotiomycetes, Eurotiales, Aspergillaceae. Gene Ontology annotation, cellular component: plasma membrane. The record is from RefSeq and is a predicted model, not a curated record.
AUGGAUAGUGACAUGAGUCAAAAUGGCGAGACAAAGGCAACUUUUCAUACCAAGGAGAACACAGUGAAUGGUCUCACCACAGUUCCAACCUCGGUCACGCUGUCUUCUGAACAGUUCGAAAGGCUUUAUUUGACUCCUAUGACUGUUCGCCAAUCACCCUUAGCCAAGAAAGUUGGAAACCCAACACCAUUAGCACUAGGAGGCUUUGUGAUUACCACCACUCCCCUUUCAUGCUGCUUGAUGGCCUGGAGAGGAGCUAGUGGAAAUGGAAUUGCGUUCAUUGGACCUAUCGUCUUCCUUGGUGGUCUUUUGCUGCUCAUCACGAGUAUUCUUGAGUUCAUCAUCGGAAAUACCUUUCCCUGUGUUGUCUUUGGCACUAUAGGCGGCUUUUGGUUUGCAUUUGCAGCCACAAUGAUUCCUGCUUUCAACGCAGCUGCGCCAUACUCAUCUUCAGGCACUGAUACGGCUGCUGGACUAGCCAGUGCAGGCUUCAUGAAUACCUAUGCGUUUUUAUUCAUAACAAUGGCUAUUCUGAUGCUAAUCUUCCUGAUUUGUUCAACACGCAUCAAUGUGGUAUUCACGGUGAUAUUCCUGUUUCUGCUUCUGGUUUUCCUUCUUCUGUCUUCGGCGUAUUGGCAACUAGGGCAAGGAAAUGCCGCCAUUGGCGAUCGAUGUGUAAAAGGUGCUGGGGCGUCGCUCUUCGUUGCUAGCUUACUCGGCUUCUAUCUGUUGAUUGUUCAAUUGCUUGAGUCCGUGGGCUUCCCAUCCUUUUUACCCGUUGGAGACUUAUCAACAUUUUGGACUCGCAAUCAAGAAAAGUGA